Scylla paramamosain (green mud crab) is the source of this 1699-nucleotide messenger RNA. RefSeq lists its product as uncharacterized. The transcript is spliced from 2 exons. Lineage: Eukaryota; Metazoa; Arthropoda; Malacostraca; Decapoda; Portunidae. The coding region runs from base 34 to 789 and encodes 251 amino acids. The record is from RefSeq and is a predicted model, not a curated record.
ACUCACCAAUCCCCUUCCACAGAUGGCUGGUACAUGCCUGCGGGGGCUGGGAUGUGUGGGGGAGGCGUGGCAUAUGGCCAGGCCCCGCCCCUCGCCCCGCCCUCCGUGCCGCUGUCCUCCCGCCUCGCCUCCGUCAACAUGAGAAACCACAGGGUCGUUCCCUACACCUCCCCAACCCCCAGGGCCACCAGGACUCCCCCAGUGAGCUGUGUGGCGCAGCAGCAGGGCGGGAGCUACGGGCUGGCUGGCUUGGCUGCAGAGUGGCGGCAGCAGCAAUGGACUCAUCACCAGACCCCCGCCACUGUGACCACCGCCUCUCCUUACCAAUGGUCGGGGCUGCAGGGCGGCUACACACACACUGGGGCGGGCCUCUACCAACAGUACCAGCAGAGACAAACGCAGGAAACAGUCACUCCCAUGGCUACAUACGGCGACUCAUCCUCCUCAUCUUCAUCCUCCUCUCAGACAUUCACUACAAGUCGCUCCUCGCCUCCAUUCGACGCCGUGCCUGCUCUGAAUGCAAACUCCACUUUGUUCUGCGGGGAUCGAGUGCAGGAGGAGACCACAGACCAGCAGAGUGUAAGUGGUGGCUCCCCUCACUCCGGUGGCUCCCCUCAGUGCAGCUCUGCCCAAGGGGAACUGUUUCUUAUCCCCCCGGAGCUAAACUACACAGGACUAGCGGCUCACGACACACCGAGGAUCAAAGAUGAGAGUUUUGCGGAUCAUUUAGGUCACUACUCGUCGCCUACGCACGCUUGGAGUCCCCUGUCACCUCCUGCUUGUAUGUAGCGUCCCCUGUCCAUCUCCUACCCCUCCCCUGUCCCUCCUUUCCCUACCUUCCCAGCCUGCAUAUAGCAUUCCCUUACUUUCUCACUCUCUGGCAUCCCCUCACUCACGUUUUCCCUAUCUUGUUUUGUUUUUCUUUGUCUCCCUUCCAAAGUUCGUGAAAGAAAACGGAGGAGAUGCUGUCCGUGUGUAUGUGUGUGUGUGUGUGUGUGUGUGUGUGUUUGUAUAUACUGUACAGGCCCUUGUUUGGUCGUUAUUAUUUAUCGAGUAGUUCUUAUUUUUUUUCUUUGCUUUGUUUUAUUUCAUUUUAUUUGUGUUUCUUUUUUUCAGUAUUUACGUAGCUCAAUAUUUUAUCUUUUUUUUACGAUUUUGAUGUUUUCUUACGAGAUUCUCAGUGUGUGUGUGUGUGUGUGUGUGUGUGUGUGUGUGUGUGUGUGUGUGCGUGUUUGGUUAUCGAUAAUAUGAGGUUGUACAUAAAUAAAUAAAUAGAUGAAUAAGUAAAUGAAUAAGUCUCAAGGCUUAGGGGAGAGAAGAAAAAGAGGAAUGAGAAAUAACAAACACUUAAAGCAAACAAGAAAAAUACACAGAAGUAAAGAAGAGGAAGACAUACAUGACAAUGAAAAAAAAAUUCAUUGUAGUAAAAAGAUUCCCUUUAUUUUUAGUUAUAUAGAAGACUUCUUUGUAAAAAAUUAUCUCUGUCUUCUCCAUUCUCUCUCUCUCUCUCUCUCUCUCUCUCUCUCUCUCUCUCUCUCUCUCUUUCUAAUGACACUAAGAGUAUUUAUGUAAAACGCGUCCAGAGAGAGAGAGAGAGAGAGAGAGAGAGAGAGAGAGAGAGAGAGAGAGAUUGUAAGAUAAGGUUUAAGUGAGUAAGCCCCAAGGUUCCUUCGCCUUUAGAAUAAAAAUAGAUAAUCUU